Molecule: messenger RNA, 1092 nt
Organism: Insectozyma verbasci
Lineage: Eukaryota; Fungi; Ascomycota; Pichiomycetes; Serinales; Debaryomycetaceae
Source: the annotation of a GenBank genome assembly
AUGGAACGUAAGGUUUUCAUUACACUUUCCAAUAGUUUAACUGCUUAUGCUGAUAAUUUACCGUCAAAUGAAGGUCGACAAUCAUUAAUUGUAUCAUUGCAUAAAGCUUAUAAGUUAUAUACUCAAGAAAAUGUUGUUGCAAUUUCACCAAUUUCAAUCAAAGAAUUAACAAAUUAUCAUGACUCUGAAUUUAUAAAUCAUUUAUUAAAGGAUAGAGAUAUCGAUGAAAAACUAAAAGAUGAUGAACGUUUUGGACUAAUGCAUGAUUGUUAUCCAUUUACGAAUAUGAAGGAAUAUAUUACAUUAGUUGCUUCUUCAAGUUUAUCAAUUGCCAGUACAGUAAUUGAGUACGGUAAUGAGAAUAUAAUUGGAAUUAAUUGGUAUGGUGGUAGACAUCAUUGUCAAAGGGCUAAAUGCGCUGGGUUUUGUUAUAUUAAUGAUAUUGUUUUAUGUAUAAAUAAAUUGAGAAGGUCAUCGGGCACUGUUUUUUAUUUAGAUUUAGAUUUACAUCAUGGUGAUGGGAUUGAAAAUGCUUUCAAAUUCAGUAAGAAGAUAAUUACAUGUUCUAUUCAUAGAUAUGAUGUUGGUUUUUACCCUGGUACUGGCAAAGAAUCAUCUGAGGGGGCAUACAAUAUUCCUACUAAGAAAGGAUUAAAUGAUGAUAACAUGAUGUGGAUUAUAAAUAAGAUUGUGUCACCAUUAAUAAAGAAGUUUAAUCCUAAAUAUCUAGUUAUACAAGUUGGCUGUGAUGGACUACAUAGUGAUAAAUACAAAGAAUGGAAUUUAACAAUUGAAGGCUAUUCAAAUAUAAUACAGAAGAUAGCUGAAACUUUCAAAAUACCGAUUAUAUUACUAGGUGGUGGUGGUUACAAUCAUACAGAAGUAGCCAAAUGUUGGACAUACAUAACUGGCAAAUUAUUAAACAAAGAUACAAAUUCUUGGGAUAUAAUACCUGAACAUACAAAGUUAGAUUCUUAUGAAGAAGAUGGUUUUAGAUUUUGGACAGAUGAAAAUUCAUCACCACGUGGAAUGAGAGAUGAAAAUGAUAUACAAUAUCUUAAAGAAUUGAAAGAAUAUAUAUUUAAUCUAUAA